AUGAAGAGUUAUAAACAGAACAUUUGUACUGUUGAACAAAGAAAUAUCCUAAGUUGUAAAUUAACAAAAACGCUUGUCGACUCAGACCGAGACUUCUGGUUCAAGGAAGCUAAUCCUGGGCUUAAGCGGCGCUUGUCACUACAGAUCCGCCGUCAAUCGGCGAAAAAUGUGGUGCUCCUAGUUGGGGACGGACUGGGUCUGGCUACACUCACGGCAGCGAGGAUCUUCAAGGGGCAGCGGCAGGGACAACCGGGGGAGAGCAGCCACCUGGCAUGGGAGAAGUUCUCUGCAGUCGCGUUAACAAAGACGUACAAUCUCGACGCUCAGAUCGGCGAGUCUUCCGCCUGCGCUACUGCACUCCUCUGCGGUGUAAAGGCGAACUUCGAGACUGUCGGCCUGAACAUCAUAGGGAAGUUCGGGAACUGCACGUCUAGCUUCGUGUCGAGGGUGGAGUCCCUCAUUGACUGGGCUAAAACAGGAAGUGAAGAAUACGGAGUAAAUAACACGGCUGUGUUGGUAAACCUUCUUUUAUUUUUGCCAGGUUUGUUCUUAUUCUCACACAUGGAGUUCGAUGCCGAUCGAGACAGAACGGCUGAGGGCGACCCUUCACUUGCAGAAAUGACAAGGACCGCCCUCUUGAAGAACCCCAGAGGAUUCUUCCUGUUCGUGGAAAGUAGUAGGAUCGAUGACGCUCACCAUUACAACAAUUCUUAAGGAGCCCUGGAGGAGACCUUGGUGCUCGAGGAUUCGCUGCUAGAGGUCCUGUCAGUCACGGACCCGCUGGAGACUUUUACAGUUGUCACUUCAGACCAUUCCAACGUUCUUACGUUCGGUGGACUGUCCACUCCGCUCGGCAACCCUAUACUAGGAACCGACACCAAGGUGUCAGACAUGGACGGCUUGCCUUACUCUACCCUGCUGUAUGGUAACGGCCCGGGCUACGCUGCUCCAAGAUCGAUCCCCGCCAACACCACCAGUGUCAACUCCGUCUACGGGUCCGCUGCGUCUCGGCAAUGGGCGGCACACGCCGGUGAGGAUGAGUAUGAUCUAUCAACUUGA
Homalodisca vitripennis (glassy-winged sharpshooter) is the source of this 1059-nucleotide messenger RNA. Its product is annotated as alkaline phosphatase, tissue-nonspecific isozyme-like. NCBI's taxonomy places the organism in Eukaryota, Metazoa, Arthropoda, Insecta, Hemiptera, Cicadellidae. Gene Ontology annotation, biological process: dephosphorylation. The record is from RefSeq and is a predicted model, not a curated record. Gene Ontology annotation, molecular function: alkaline phosphatase activity.